ACCCCGCAGCCGCAGACCGCACUCCUCGCCAGUCGCCUCCGCUCGACCUCGAGUCCCCUCCCCGCCAGCCGCCAGCCGCCCUCCCCUUCCUGGCACCCCCGGCCCAAGCCCACACUGGCGGCUCCACCAGCCGGCCACCGCCGGGCGCCGGCCGCACUUCCCUCCCGGCUCCCCCUACUCCUGCGCCCUACUAGCGGCUCCACCUGCCGGCCGCCGGCCCAGUUGCACACCUGCGCCUUGCGCGGCCGCGCUGGCUGGAGGCCCAGGCUGCCGCGUGCCACCGCGGCGCCGCUCGUCGCCUCCCGCCGCGGCGUCGCCGCCUGCUGCCUCCUGCCCUGAGCAGUGGUCCCCGACGCGCAGCAGUACUGCAGCAGGCGCACGUACUACACGGCACGCGUGAGGGGCAGGGGCACGCCCAAUAGCAAUCAGCAAGACAACAACGGCAAAUCCACUUGUGUUACCGAUGUCAGGACCCCUCUUAUCCAUGGCUCGCAGCCUCGUCGCGCGCCACUUCCUCCCGCACCUGCGCCUGCAGGCGCCGCGGCCCCUGCCUAUUCCACCACUGGCUCUGGGCAUGAUUACGCGCUGUGUUGGCCCGUCGUCUUCUCCAGUUCUGGCGCCUCAAGGAACACGAUACGUUGCCGACAAUCGCUCACACUACGAUCUGUUUGGUAAAAGAAGACCGGGGGAUGAAGAGUUCAGAAAAGCUUGGCAAGAGGAUAUUGAUGAGGAAGACUGCCUGUGGACAGGUAGUGAAGAUGACGAUGAUGAGGAAGAUAGUGAUACAAAAUUGGAGAGGGAAAUUAAGAAAGUAAAGAGGCAAGCCAAGGAAAAUGCAAAUCUUAUUGAUGCUGAUGACAGUGAUGAGUUAAGAAGCAUAUGCCCUGAGAGUGAUGAAGACGAUAUGACUCUCUGGAGUGGCAGUGAAGACGAUGAUGAGGAUGAUAUUCCCUCCGAGGCACAUCCCAGUGAACGCAGCGAUUCAUAUAUUGAUAAGGUGUUUGAAUUUGAUGAGUCACCAAAGUACCGCACAAUUUCAGAGCUGUUGAAAGCAGAGAAUGAACCACCAGAGCUGUCUCCAGGAAAGCAAGCAAGAAAACUUGCCGUAGAAAAUGCUCUUAAGAAGUUGAAGAAAGGCCCUGAUGGACGCUACAUUAACGUAUUCGAUGUUGUCACUGAUAUAGAUAUCCUUAUUGGAGCAUUUGAGAAUAUUGUUUCAGGACCAGAAUAUGCAGAGCUGCGGGAGGGUGGACCAAAAAAGCUCAAUAUACAGUUCUUUAAGGAUAUACAAGCACGCAUGAGGGACCCAAAUUUCAAGUUUUCUCCAGAGUUGAAGUUAAAACCAAAGAGUAAGUUAGUAUCUAGGAAAAAGUGGCAGAAAGCAAAAGCAAGGAAGAGGAAAAAUGACAGACGUUGAGCUGACAUCGUACAUUGUAAUGUAUUCAUCUUUUUUUCCUAUCAUCUGAAUGCUUUCUUCAGAUGGUAGAUGUAUUAUCUGUAGUGUAUGGCAGAAGCACUUACAAAUACCAUAUAUGUUCGUAUGAUUCCCAUUUGAUGUCUGUUC
Panicum hallii is the source of this 1564-nucleotide messenger RNA. RefSeq names its product nucleolin. Bases 464 to 1417 code for a protein of 317 amino acids. NCBI's taxonomy places the organism in Eukaryota, Viridiplantae, Streptophyta, Magnoliopsida, Poales, Poaceae. The record is from RefSeq and is a predicted model, not a curated record. The transcript is spliced from 3 exons.